Molecule: messenger RNA, 1421 nt
Organism: Brassicogethes aeneus
Lineage: Eukaryota; Metazoa; Arthropoda; Insecta; Coleoptera; Nitidulidae
Source: the annotation of a GenBank genome assembly
UGAUCCUAGAAUAAAAACUAAUUUUCUAAGGUUGGGAAAUGUUAGCAUUAGACUUGCAGCAUUGUAAAGACAAAUUCAAGGAUAUCAAGUAAUGAAACAAGAUACAUUGGCAUAGUUUGGAUCUUAAUGAUUUAUAUAUUUUUAACUACACAAAUAUUAAACCAUAUUCUAAGCUUAAUAUUACAUUACAUUCAGUUUAGCGUUGACAAGAAUUUAAAUUGUUUGUUUUCUUUUGCAGAAUAAAAUGCAAUUUCCCAAUGAAGUUAAGGCGGAGUUAAAUUUGGACGAACCGGGCGAAAAACUUGUACAGUAUGCUAAAGAAAACCUUGGCGAAGAUCCUGCCACAAGAUGCCAAGUUCUUUCGGAUUUUAGGGAUUUGAUUUUUGCGAAGGGAGAAUGUGUCCCACACAGGACCGACGACGAAUACCUAUUAAAAUUCUUAAGAUGCCGCAACUUUGUGAUAGAAAGAGCCCACAGACUGAUUUGCAACUACUAUGAUUUUAAAGAGUCCAAUCCAGAAUAUUUCGAAGGUGUUCAUUUAGGAAAAUUGUCCAAAAUGGGAAAACAUGACAUUAUAUCCGUUCCUCCAUAUAGAGACCAAUUAGGAAGAAGAAUUCUUUUAUACAGAAUAGGAAACUGGGACCCAGAACGUUUCUCCACAACCAACAUAUUCCAGGCGACUCUGAUAAUCCUAGAAUUGGCGAUUUUAGAGCCUCAAUUCCAGAUCGUAGGAGGCGUGUGCAUUUUUGAUCUGGGUGGCCUGACCAUGCAACAGGCAUGGCAGAUGUCGCCUUCAAUUGCUCACCGAGUCGUACAAAUUAUGGUGACAUGCUUCCCCCUAAACCUGAAAGCAGUUCACAUUGUAAACCAACCCUGGAUCUUCGACAUGGUCUACAACAUCUUCAAGCCCUUCAUCGAUGAAAGAAUGAAGGAACGGAUCUUCUUCCAUGGAGAUGACAUGGAUAGUCUCCACCAGCACAUCGACCCCAAAUGCCUACCGGAAAGAUACGGGGGACUGCACCCGGACUACAACUACAACGACUGGAUCGAAGGAUUCAAAAAAUCGGAAAAAAUCGAGAAAGAGUUGGAAUCACUGGGUUAUCAAACUAAAAAUAUUGAAGAGAAUGAGGAUGAUGAAAAUGAAAAAAAUGAUUCUGAUUAACUAGGUUAAUUUUGUAUAUAACUAGAGUAAUAUAUUUUUUUACAUCACAGUUGCCUUUACUGGAAAUUAUAUUGUAAUGCAUUUAUAUAUUUUGGUCUAUACACCAAAAAUAUUAGUGGUUUAAAUUGAUUUUUGUAUAAUAAUUUGAUAAGGAAUAUAAUCAAUAUUUUUACGAGCAUUUUGAUUAAAAAUUAUUGUGAUACGUACUAACACAUUUAAUUGAAAGUUUAGAUUAUUUUGCAUACUUUUUAUAUGAAAC